Messenger RNA from Exserohilum turcica Et28A, 1590 nucleotides. RefSeq lists its product as uncharacterized. Bases 1 to 1500 code for a protein of 499 amino acids. Gene Ontology annotation, biological process: transmembrane transport. NCBI's taxonomy places the organism in Eukaryota, Fungi, Ascomycota, Dothideomycetes, Pleosporales, Pleosporaceae. Gene Ontology annotation, molecular function: transmembrane transporter activity. The record is from RefSeq and is a predicted model, not a curated record. The transcript is spliced from 4 exons.
AUGCCGCCAGCAUCUAGCAUAGGCAACAGAUCGCCAUCUCUCAAAGCCGAUGACGAAACAGCGCCCCUUUUGUCCUAUGUAGAGCCUGCGCCUAUAGCAGAACCCUACGACCAUCCAAACCAGCUCCACCAAAGUCAGAAUGGACAGCAUGCCAACUAUGAUGAGGAUGAAGAUCGGCCGCUUCCAAAGGCCCAAGUCUUUCUUCUGUGCUUUGCGAGCUGUGUCGCUCCCAUCGCCUUCUUCUCCAUUAUCCCUUACAUCACUUUCAUGAUUGAGAGAGUGGGCGGCGUCAACAAGGAAGAUGUCGGCUUCUACGCAGGCCUGACGGAAAGCCUAUUCAGCGCGACUCAGAUGUGUGUCAUGAUUCUAUGGGGCAAGGCCUCUGAUCGAUAUGGAAGAAAGCCGGUAUUGGUCAUAUCACUGUUCGGACUGGCAUUUGCUACCGCACUCUUUGGUCUGAGUCAAUCUAUAUGGCAGAUGAUAUUCUUCAGGUGCAUCGCUGGUGUCUUUGCCGGCACCGUGGUUACCGUGCGAGCCAUGCUUUCCGAAAACAGCACUAAGCACACGCAAGCGCGCAUCUUUAGUUUCUUCGCCUUCUUCAACAAUCUUGGCAUGUUCUUGGGGCCUCUGAUUGGUGGCGCACUAGAGCGCCCAGCUGACAAGUUUCCUUCGACCUUUGGCAGAGUACAAUUCUGGCACGACUAUCCUUAUGCGCUGCCAAACGUUGUUAUUGCAGCAAUCGGUCUUGUUGUCGCCAUUUCCACCCUGCUGUUUGUGAAAGAGACCCUGCAUGUUCAUGGUGACAAGAAGAGCACCAAGUCCAGCAUGUCUAUUUGGGAACUACUCAAGUAUCCUGGUGUCAUGCCCGUGCUUCUCAUAUACAACUACGUAAUGCUUCUGGCAUACACUUUCACGGCUGUAUUUCCAGUAACCCAAUACACGCCAGUGAAAUUGGGUGGCUUUGGUUUCUCGCCCGGUUACAUUGCCGCAAGUACAGGUUUAAAUGGUAUUUCCCAGGCGAUAUGGCUAUUGCUUGUAUUCCCUUUCCUCCACAAGCGCAUUGGUACCGGUGGUUUGCUUUCGCUGUGCGCAGUUGCAUGGCCGGUUCUUUUCGCUGCUUUUCCAGUGUCCAACUUCUUGCUUCGACAUGGCCAAACUACCCUCUUUUGGGCCACUGUACCACCCAUGCUGGCCUUUUUCUGUGGAGUUUCAAUGGCAUUCACCUGUGUACAACUUGCACUCAACGACAUCUCGCCCUCUCCCGAGACUCUUGGAACCAUAAACGCUAUUGCGCUUGCGGCUCAAAGCGGUCUUCGAUCUGUUGCUCCUGCGGUUGCGACGAGUUUGUAUGCCAUUGGUGUCAAAUAUCGCAUCCUAGAUGGUCAGCUAUUCUGGCUUUGCCAGGUCAUCCUGGCGUGUGGGCUCUUUGCAGUCUUGCGAUUCCUCCCAGCCAAGGCAAGAGGCGAUGUAAAGUUCAAGUUAUCGAACGGCGGUGCAUGAUUGAUGACUUGGAGUGAGGAAAACGUCACCACUCCUUUACGUGGAGUGCAAAAGUCGAAAGAAUUGGAGUCGAAAGGAUUGCAGGGAUAC